AAAGAAAUCUGCACUUACUUUGCACUUAGUCAAAUUUUAUCCAAAAUGACAAUAUUCUUUAUAAUUUUGUGCUUACCAGCUUUAUCCUCAGUUCCUCACAAAGCUACAAAAUCUCUGUAAGCAUGGAGAUAAGGACAGAAAAGAUGGACUCUGUACCACAGUAGUGUCAGCUUGACGUGGUCAUUUGGAAAAAAGUGGGGUGGGAAGCCUCAGGAGUGGGAUCAUGUCUUCUUUUGCCUUCUCCUUUUAAAAGCCUUUCUUCUCUCUGGGGCUAUUGGCUUCAAAUCAUAUAUAGAGUUCUUUCUCGGUCUUUUUUGGAGAUAAGAGUAAACAACACAAUAACUUCAACUUUAGGAGAAGAUGUUAGAAGGAAAAGCUUUGAUUGAGGAUACUGACAUGCCAGCUAAGAUGCAGAUCCAAGCUAUGGCAUCUGCUUCUGAAGCUCUGGAUCUCUAUGAUGUUUUAGAUUACAAAUCCAUUGCUGCCCACAUAAAAAAGGAGUUUGAUAAAAGAUAUGGUUCUGGAUGGCAAUGUGUGGUGGGUUCAAGUUUUGGGUGUUUUUUCACCCAUUCCAAGGGAACUUUCAUAUACUUCACUCUGGAGACUCUCAAUUUCCUCAUCUUCAAAGGCCAGUAACAGAAAAAAAAAGUGCAGAUUUUUUUCCUUUAUCCUCUUCUCCACCUCUGUUCUUAGUUCCCUGGCCCUUUUAAAUAUGGUAACAACAUGGUAGGUUAGGAGUUUAUAUAAGGAGCAACUCUUGAAUCAUUAGUGAAUGGACCCUUGUAAUGUUUUGGAGAAUGCAUUAUGAUUUUGUAUAUAUGAUGAAGAAAUAGCUUAGUUCACUAGAUAUUCCCAUCAUACAGUUCUUCUUUUGAUUCUGCUUUGAGUUAAGUCACCCUUAUCUGAAUGUUCUGGAUGGUUUUGUUCUUUUUCGAGUAUAAGAGGAUAAAAAAUAAGGUGAGUCGAAAUCAGAUUAGAAGGAAAAGACUCAUGGAAUCUUAGCCAUGAUACUCUUGGUGUGGUGAGUGGGGCCAAAUAUCAUGUCUGUGACAUCAGUGACUUGCUUUCACUUUCAAAUGAAGGUGUAGAUUGAAAUACUAUAGAG
Lotus japonicus is the source of this 1105-nucleotide messenger RNA. RefSeq names its product dynein light chain 1, cytoplasmic. Gene Ontology annotation, cellular component: dynein complex. The transcript has 2 exons. Bases 361 to 636 code for a protein of 91 amino acids. The record is from RefSeq and is a predicted model, not a curated record. Gene Ontology annotation, biological process: microtubule-based process. NCBI's taxonomy places the organism in Eukaryota, Viridiplantae, Streptophyta, Magnoliopsida, Fabales, Fabaceae. Gene Ontology annotation, molecular function: dynein light intermediate chain binding; dynein intermediate chain binding.